Messenger RNA from Gordionus sp. m RMFG-2023, 1824 nucleotides. RefSeq names its product mRNA-capping enzyme-like. Bases 43 to 1824 code for a protein of 593 amino acids. Lineage: Eukaryota; Metazoa; Nematomorpha; Gordioida; Chordodea; Parachordodidae. The transcript has 18 exons. Gene Ontology annotation, molecular function: protein tyrosine/serine/threonine phosphatase activity; mRNA guanylyltransferase activity; mRNA 5'-triphosphate monophosphatase activity. The record is from RefSeq and is a predicted model, not a curated record. Gene Ontology annotation, biological process: protein dephosphorylation; 7-methylguanosine mRNA capping.
AAAAAAUUCAACGUUCCUUGUUAUCAAUAAAAAUAAUGUCAUAUGGCUGAAUAUAUUUUAAAUCCACCACCGAGAUGGAUAAAUUGCCCAAGAAAAGGGCAAAUUAUAGCAGACAAGUUUUUACCAUUUAAAACUCCACUUGAUAAAUCAUAUAAUAAUGUUAUUCCAGAAAUCAAUCGUUUCCCCCCAGAUAUGGUUUUUAGGCCACUAAAAUCAUUAAAUAGAAAAAUUGGACUAUGGGUUGAUUUAACAAAUACAAAUCGUUUUUAUAAUAGUACUGUAAUUCAAAACCAUGAUGCCGAAUAUGUUAAAAUACCUUGUAGAGGCCAUGGGCAAGCUCCAUCACAAGAGCAGACAGAUCAAUUUGUAGAUAAAUGCACUCGAUUUAUAGAUAAAAAUCCAAAUGAUCUCAUUGCUAUUCAUUGUACCCAUGGUUACAAUAGAACUGGUUUUUUAAUAUGUUCUUAUCUUAUUGAUCACUUGGCAUGGAGCCCAAUUGCUGCCAUUCAAGCAUUUAAUGAAUGCAGACCACCGGGUAUAUACAAGCAAGAAUAUUUGAACGAACUAUUUUCGCGCUUUGACUCCGAAAUGGAAACUCCCGUCGCACCCGAUAUACCUGAUUGGGAUUUGAAAAGUGUUACCGAACUAGGUAUUGAUGAUGACAAUGAUGGUGAAGACGUACCUAACAAUAAUGUCUCCAACUCAUUAACUACAUCAGAAUCAGAUGCCUCUCAAAGUAAAAGCUCGUUAUUUAUGGAAGGCAUAACUGGUAUCGAACAAAUCGUCAAUUCUAAACAACUCUCUUCGUUACGCAAAAUGUGCAAAGAAAUGUGCGAUUAUAAGGGAAAUUCUUUCCCAGGAAGUCAACCCGUUUCUAUGCACAUUCAAAAUAUAACUCUUUUAUCACAAAAGCCUUAUAAAGUUAGUUGGAAAGCCGAUGGAAUGAGGUACAUGAUGCUUAUUGACAAAGAAUUUGUUUAUAUGAUAGAUAGAGAUAAUCGAUAUUUUAGGGUUCACAAUUUAACUUUUCCUAAGAGAAAGCUACCUGAUCAACUUAUUGAAAACACACUCUUAGAUGGGGAAAUGGUCAUCGAUAUAGUGGGUGAAGAAAAACUUCCUCGUUAUCUCAUAUACGAUAUUAUUACAUUUGAAUCACAAAAGGUUGGCCAAAAUAUAUUUGAUAUCCGCCUCAUAUGCAUAGAUAAGGAGAUCAUACAGGUCCGAAAUCAAGCCUUCUAUUCCGGGAAAUUGGAUAAAACCAAGGAGCCUUUUGGGGUCAGAGCCAAACCCUUUUGGCCUUUGAAAGAAGCCAGGAAGCUCUGGGAAGGAGAUUUCAUGAAAAAUCUGUGUCAUACGAUGGAUGGCUUAAUUUUUCAACCUGUAUCAGAACCCUACAACAUGGGAAGAUGUGAGGAACUAUUAAAAUGGAAACCCCCCGAGCUAAAUUCUGUUGAUUUCAAAUUAAAAAUCAUGAAGGAAACAAAUUAUGGCAUGAUUCCUGAAUUCAAAGGAUAUUUAUACGUAGGCGGUUACGAUAGACCCUUCUCACAAAUUAAAGUUACGAAAGAGCUUAAAAAAUAUCACGACAAAAUAAUCGAAUGCAAAGUCGAAGAUAAACUCUGGAAAUUUAUGAAACAAAGAACUGACAAAUCUUUCCCUAAUCAUAUAUCAACAGUUAAAGGCGUAUGGGACAGUAUACAAAAUCCUAUAACGUCGAAAAUUUUAUUUUCUUACAUCGAUUCUCAUGCAUUUAGCACCGGUAAAGAUAUGCCGCAAAAAUCAAUUCCUCUUAGUCACGAUAUUAUCGAUAAAUCAAAUGCAUAA